AUGGCUGUUCAGGAAUUUUUCAGUACAGGGAAAUUACUUGGUGAGAUUAAUGCCACUACCAUUGCUCUUAUUCCUAAGGUGAGUACCCCUAGCAAAGUGUCAGAAUUUAGGCCAAUUGCUUGUUGCAAUGUUAUCCAAAAAUGCAUAAGUAAAAUUCUGACUAAUAGAAUUCAAAGUGGGUUGGCCAAUAUUGUGCAUUUCAAUCAAAGUGCUUUUGUUCCUGGAAGGCAUAUUCAAGAUAAUAUUUUGAUUGCUCAAGAAUUACUGAAGGGAUACAAUAGAAAGAAUAGACCCAAGAGAUGUGCAAUGCAAAUUGACAUCCAGAAAGCUUAUGAUAUAGUGAGUUGGGAUUUUUUGGAAAGCAUCUUAAACAAGUUUAGGUUUCAUAGAGUUAUGAUAAGCUGGAUUAUGACUUGUGUUAGAUUUACAAAAUUUUCUAUAUGCAUUAAUGGUGAAAUUCAUGGGUAUUUUAAGGGUGGUAGAGGGCUUAGGCAAGGUGAUCCCAUCUCACCUUACCUAUUUACAUUGGUUAUGGAAGUUUUUAACCUGAUUAUGUGCAAAAAUAUUCAGGAGUCUAAUGAAUAUGGUUAUCAUUUUGGGUGCAAGGACCUUAAGCUUUCCCACAUUUGUUUUGCUGAUGACUUGUUAGUUUUUUGUAAGGGUAAUGUGGGGUCCAUUAAGGUGGUUAAAAACACUUUGGAAGAAUUUGCUAGAACUUCUGGGCUUAUACUUAAUUUGGGAAAAAGUGUAAUUUUCUUUGGAAGUAUUAAGGACAGGGAUAAACCGGAUAUGAUUCAAAUUUUACCAUUCAAAAGUGGUAAACUUCCUGUGAGGAUCCAGUUGAUUGUUUCAGUGCUAUCAUCAAUGCAAUUAUAUUGGGCUUCUGUAUUUCUCCUCCCUAAUAGUGUUAUUAAGGAACUUGAGAAGCUGUUGAAAGGCUUUCUUUGGAAUUCUGGUGGUUCUGCUAUAGGGAGAGCUAAGAAUGCGAGUAUUUGGGAGGUGGUUGAGGAUAAGAAUGAUAGCUGGGGAUGGAAAACCAUAUUGAAUAUUAGAGAUAAGUGUGCAGAUGGUCCCUUAAGCAAUUUCAUUACUAAGAGGGUAUUGUAUGAUGCUAGAUUGGAUGCUAAAACAAAAUUAAGCUCUAUGAUUAAUGAGGGCCAGUGGAAGUGGCCUGAUGGAUGGAGUGAAAAAUUUAGUAUUCUACAAGGUAUUACACCUCCUGUACUGCAAAGUGAUAAGGAGGAUGACGUACUGUGGGUUACUAAUAGUAAUCUACAAGUGGAUUUUUCUACCAAACAAAUAUGGCAGGACUUGAAAUAUAAUUGGCCAAAUAUCGAUUGGAAGGAUAUGGUUUGGUUUAAGCAUUUUAAUCCUAGACAUGCAUUUAUUUUGUGGCUUGCAGUGCAAGGAAAACUGCAGACUAAAGACAGAAUUGCAAAGUGGUGCCAUAAUAGUGUGCAAUGUGUUCUCUGCAAGGUUGAGAAUGAGACACAUGAACAUAUGUUCUUCAAUUGCAAGUUCUCUGCGGAUAUUUGGCUCAGGUUAAGGACUUUUAGAUGGAAUAUGAGAGAUUAUAUUGCAUUGCAGGACAUUAUACAGGAGAAUGUGAGGAUUAAAAAGCAGAAUAAUAUUGGAACUGUUGUUAACAAAAUCAUUCCUGCAGCUUCUGUCUAUCAAAUUUGGCAAGAAAGGAAUGUUAGAAUUUUUCAAGAGAAGGAAAGGAAUGAGGAGAGUAUUUGCAACAUCAUCAAGGAAAGUGUUAGAAAUCAAUUGCUCUCCAUAAAAGUUAGGCAUACAAAGAAUGUCAUCAACUUAGGUGCUCUCUGGAAGCUAAAAUGGAUGAAUUGCAGACUUGUGGCUGCUUGA
Messenger RNA from Erigeron canadensis, 1866 nucleotides. RefSeq lists its product as uncharacterized. Lineage: Eukaryota; Viridiplantae; Streptophyta; Magnoliopsida; Asterales; Asteraceae. The transcript is spliced from 4 exons. The record is from RefSeq and is a predicted model, not a curated record. The coding region runs from base 1 to 1866 and encodes 621 amino acids.